This is a messenger RNA of Temnothorax curvispinosus, 2848 nucleotides long. RefSeq names its product kelch-like protein 5. The record is from RefSeq and is a predicted model, not a curated record. The coding region runs from base 824 to 2671 and encodes 615 amino acids. The transcript has 10 exons. Lineage: Eukaryota; Metazoa; Arthropoda; Insecta; Hymenoptera; Formicidae. Gene Ontology annotation, molecular function: protein binding.
UGCUCCAUCGGAUUAUAUAUAUAUUAAUAAAUGUAAGAAUUAUUUAUUUUAACAGGUCACUGUGAUCAACUUUGAUUAGCAUUAGUCAUGCUUAAAAUCUUUUUCACUUGUAAGAAAAGGGUGACUAAAAAGUGUGACAUGCAGUCUAUAUAAAUAAAGGAAUCAGGUGACCAGAAAUGAUCUUUCAAGGUUCCCAGUGCAGUGACAAAGAGAAUGCAGUUUAAACUAGUCGGCAUAAUGUUAUGAACAAUAAAAAUCAAUAAAUCUAGUUUCAAGUCCGAUGAACAUUUGCGUAAAACUCAUGUUUAAUAAAUGAACGGCCCCGUUCCCAAUACAUUCUACCUUCCAACGCAAAGUAUCUGUAGUGUGUAUGUACAGAUAUGUAACACACGCAGCUAUGUAUGCCAAUGUAUGCACGUGUGGUCGUGUGUGGCGUGUGAAAAGGAGAGAGUAGGUGUCAAAGUGAAAAAAAAGGAGUAGGUCGAUGCAGUAUAUGCAGCUCCAUGCUGGGCUUUCGCUACCACCACGCUCUGUAUAUCCGCCUGGCUCUUUGUUUAUUCUCCGCACGACGUACGGGCGUCGCGCAGCGAACAACGAGAGGCUCGAGGUUCGAUGCGGCUGGUAGGAACGGCAGUCAGUGCCGAGCAGUGCCGAGUGCGCUGACCCGUAGGACAGGCUGGACGGGUAGCGAUGGUCGUUGACCGCGGUUGAACGCGAUCCAUUGUUUACAUCGCGCAUCUCGGCGCAUCCUGACGAACUCGCGCCGGGCGCCGUCUCCCCGUUGGCAAUCUCGCCGCAACAAAGGACCGCAACGCGGCCGCGAAUGAACAUGUCGAGAGCAGCGGGAAGCUCUCCCGCGAGAGCGGCGAACAAAGGCGAGCAGCAGCAGCAGCAACAGCAGCAGCAGCAGGAAUUCCCGCUGGGCCUGGAUAAAGACGCCAGCGAGCACAGCAUCUCCAGCAUGAUGUCAUGCGUGUCUAUCUCGCCGAAGCACGCGGAAAGUAGCCUCCGAAUUAUGGAGAGUUAUCUGCACAAGCAACAGCUGACAGACGUCACGCUGAUCGCGGGAAAUAAGCGUGUCCCAGCUCAUCGAUUAGUACUCAGUGCUGGCUCUGAAUACUUUGCUGCCAUGUUCACAAGCUCUCUGCGAGAGUCGGCACAAAAUGAAAUAGAAUUAAUGGAUGUUGAUGGAGAUGCUUUAUGGGCUUUGGUUCUAUAUUGCUAUACAGGUUGCAUAGAAUUGCAGGAAGAUAGCGUAGAGACUCUACUUGCAACAGCAUGUUUGUUACAAUUGAAUCCAGUUAUUAAAGCGUGCUGUCAAUUUCUCGUCAAACAACUUCACCCUAGCAACUGUCUGGGCAUACGGAUGUUCGCCGAUACGCAGGGUUGUUCGGAAUUGCUUGAAUACGCACACGCAUACACUACCAAACAUUUCAUGGAAGUUACAAAAAAUCAAGAAUUCUUACUGCUAUCUGCCAAUGAAGUUGCAAAGUUACUUGAAUCUGAGGAUCUUAAUGUUCCUUCAGAAGAAACUAUCUUUCAUGCUCUAGUGACUUGGCUGGAACACGAUCCGGAAAACAGGAGCAAAGAUGCCAGUAAAUUAUUAGGUUUAGUCAAAUUACCAUUGCUAUCACCCGCGUUUAUAGCUGACAAUAUUGAGAGUAACGAAAUGUUCAAAGACCAAAGAAUGGCGCAGGAAUUAGUAAUGGAAGCAUUGAAGUAUCAUUUGCUGCCUGAGCGAAGACCUUUGCUUCAAACAGGCAGAACAAAACCCAGAAAAGCCACUGUGGGUACGUUGUUAGCUGUCGGAGGGAUGGACGCCAAUAAAGGUGCAACAUCUAUAGAUGCAUUUUCAUUACGCGAUAAUGCUUGGAGAUCUUUAGCAGCCAUGAGCAGUAGAAGAUUACAAUUUGGCGCAGUGGUAGUCGAUAAAAAAUUGAUUGUCGCGGGCGGUAGAGACGGUUUAAAAACAUUGAACACAGUAGAAUGCUUCGAUUUCUCCACUCUUACGUGGAGCACUUUACCACCUAUGAAUGUUCAUCGACACGGAUUAGGAGUGGCAGUCUUAGGUGGACCUUUAUAUGCUGUUGGUGGUCACGACGGUUGGAGUUUUCUUGAUGCAGUAGAGAGAUGGGAUCCGGCAACACGUCAGUGGAGUUCAAUAUGUCCUAUGUCCAUACAAAGAUCUACAGUCGGUGUAGCUGUGUUAAAUGAUAAAUUGUACGCUGUAGGAGGAAGAGAUAUCAGUUCCUGCUUAAAUACAGUAGAAUGUUACGAUCCGCACACGAACAAAUGGACACCGUGCGCUCCUAUGUCGAAGAGACGAGGCGGCGUAGGCGUAGGAGUAGUGAAUGAUUGCCUUUAUGCACUCGGUGGUCACGACGCUCCAGCUAGCAAUCCCAAUGCUAGCAGAUUCGAUUGUGUAGAAAGAUAUGAUCCUAAAACCGAUACGUGGACUAUGGUUGCGCCAAUGAGUGUGCCCCGGGAUGCAGUUGGUGUGUGCGUAUUAGGUGACCGACUUAUGGCCGUGGGAGGAUACGACGGCCAACAAUAUCUCACACUAGUGGAAGCCUACGAUCCACAUCUCAACGAAUGGGAACCUGUUGCUCCUCUUAAGGCUGGCCGUGCGGGACCCUGUGUUGUUGUAAAAAAUUUAACCAAUAACAUGUAGAUUAUUUUUACUAAACGAUCAGUAAUUGGACUUGCUAAUUAUGCAAUUUAUAUUUGUAAUGAUUUAGGUGUUUCAGAAAUAUGACAGAAUCUGCUCUCUUGUAAUAUUGCAUGCAUGUUAAAUUAAUUACAUUGUUAUUUUCUGAAACAAUUUUAGAUAAUUUACAUUUAAAUAAGU